This is a messenger RNA of Acanthocheilonema viteae, 590 nucleotides long. Lineage: Eukaryota; Metazoa; Nematoda; Chromadorea; Rhabditida; Onchocercidae. The record is from the annotation of a GenBank genome assembly.
AUGAUCAGAUCCACAGACCGUUCGUAUAUGUGUACAUAUAAAUUAACUAUUGAAGAAGUAUGUCAAUCAACCGCUGAUAGUGGACCAUGCGGUAAUUAUGAGGAUAUGUACUACUAUGAUUCAUUCAGCGGUAGAUGUCAUCUAUUCAUUUAUGGUGGAUGUGGUGGUAAUUUGAAUAGAUUUAAAACACGAGAGGAAUGCGAAGCUCGUUGUUUACAUGUUGGAGCUAAUAGGAGACAUUUUGGUCGAACUCAAUCACUUCCAACAGCGCAACGAAAUGAAUUAAUAUCUGUCACAUUACCUAAAUCCGGCUCAUUUGGUAUUCCAAUAAUAAGUCGAUCACGUGAUGCGUGCAAUGAACGAAUGGAUAUUGGUCGAUGUAAUGGUGCUUUUCAAAGUUAUUACUUUGAACGUGCAACAGGUACCUGUGAACCAUUCCGUUAUUCCGGAUGUGGUGGUAAUGCUAAUCGUUUUCAAACUAAGGAGCAAUGUGAAGAACUAUGUGUGCAUCGUUCUUCCGGUGCUAAAUCUGAAACACUUCCGCCUGAUUCGGCAUUCAGACAUCUCAUACCAAUAUCAGAUAGCAAAAG